Messenger RNA from Ailuropoda melanoleuca (giant panda), 1083 nucleotides. It is a transcript of the gene CT55, whose product is annotated as cancer/testis antigen 55. The record is from RefSeq and is a predicted model, not a curated record. Lineage: Eukaryota; Metazoa; Chordata; Mammalia; Carnivora; Ursidae. Bases 1 to 1083 code for a protein of 360 amino acids. The transcript has 6 exons.
AUGGGCCCGGGCCGGCGCAGGCCCCGCCGACCCAGGGGAGCGCGAGCGGCCGGGCAGGUGGACGCGAGGCCUGAGGCGCCCCGCCCCGCCCUCGGUCACCCCUUUCCUGGCUGGGCCGGCGAUGCAGCCAGCCUCCGCGGCCCCCGCCACCGCCCCUCCGGAGCAGCCUAUGGAGAGCUCCGCCCCUCGCCGGCUGCCGGGGCGGUCGCCGCCAGCGUAACCCCGCCCCUAGUGUGGACACGCCCCCUCCCGGGUCCGCAGAGCGGCGACUGCCGACACGGGACCGCCCACCGGACCACCCCCGGGACCGCCCCCAUCAAGCUCCGCCUCCUUCUGGGCUCCCAAGGGCACAGCCCGAGGGCAGGAAGGGAUUGGGCUCUUGCCUUCUUCCGGAGGAGGGUGAACUCAUCGGAGGCCGAGAGGGAGCAGCAGAUGAGGCUCUUGGAAGGUGGCGAUGAGCUGAAAAUGGUGCGAGGAGUGGUGACAAAGAUCUGUAGUGAUUAUGGCUUGAUUGAUGAGCUGGUCUACUUCAGUAGUGAUGUUGUGACUGGCGAUGUCUCUCUCAAAGUUGGACAAGAAGUCACUGCCAUUGUGGAAGACGAUAAAACAUAUGGAUCGAAAGCGAUCAAAGUGGUUGCUGUCAGUGAUGGUUGCCAUGGCGCUGGACCCUCCGACUCCUGUCCUAGAGUUGCAUUUGGCUGUAUUUCGUCUGCAGUGGAAGGUGCUAACUACAUUGAUCACACAACUUACUUCUCUCUAGAUGUCAUUUGUAAAGAGUUCGAGCCUUACCAGGGGGACCGAGUAGAAGUUGAGUUUUGCACCCAGUCGGACACGCUGAAUAGAAAGGCCGUGUCGGUGAAGCCUCUGAGGCACAAGCACGUGCAUGAGGUCUGCAUUACUAGCCUACAUGGAAGAAACGGGGUGAUAGAUGACAGCAUCUUUUUCACCUUGGAAUCUCUGAAGCUGCCUGAUGGAUACACACCUCAGAUAUCUGACGUUGUUAAUGCUGUCGUGGUGGAGAGCAUUCAGUCUUGCUACGUUUGGAGAGCGAUUUCUAUGACUCUCGUCAAAAGGUGGCAGUAA